AUGGGAGGAGGCGUCAUGCGCACCGCCGCGAAGGUCGGCCUCGCCGGGGGCGCCGCGGCGGCGGCGGGCCGCUUCCGCAACGUCGCCCCGUCCUUCGCCACGGCCCCCGCGGCCGAGGCCGCCGCGGCGGCGCCGCUGCUGUCCGCGGCCGGGGAGAUCCCGCCGGUGGCGCCGGCCGGGUCGCAGUGGGCAUCCUGGGAGGUGGACGACUGGGAGUUCGCGGACUGGAGGUCCGAGUCGGCGUCCGAGGCCGACGUGGCCGUGGUCGGGGGGCCCAGGCUGGUCUUCGCCCCACCCUCGCGAGAGGAGGCCGAGGAGGCCACCGCCGAGCUCCGGGAGGCUAUUGACAGGGUUUAUUUUAAAGAGACUCCAGUAGAAGUUGUUAAGGAACAUGAUCAAGAGCUUAGCAAGCUGGGAGCCGAUGCAUUAAUUCCUGCUAUGCCGGGACAUGUAGUGCAGGCUUUUACAUUGUUAAAAUCAAGCCCAGAGGCACAGAGCGUUGUUGCCUCGCUUGCAUCAGAUAAAAAUGUGUGGGACGCGGUGUUGAAGAACGAGAGGGUUAUGGAAUUUUACAAGAGUCACCAGCAAACUCUGGUCAAUACUUUUCCUGAGGGCACCGACUCUAGUGACUCAGUAGAGUCACCGGAGAAAUUUGAAGAGGCAUCCCCAGAAUAUGCACUUCCCACUGCCUCGCCUUUGUCGGACUUUGUGGACAAUGCGAAGAAGACGAUGAUGGAGAUGGUUGACAACAUAACCAACUUCUUCCAAGACCUGUUCCACAACCCGGCAGAAGCUGAGGCCCGACCGGGCUCAUCCUCUAAAAAGCCUUCGUUCGCGGAGAUGGCGGCUGGCGGAUCUUUCAUGGCUCUUGCCAUGGCGGUCAUCCUAGUUGUUCUGUUCAAGAGGGCAUGA
Triticum turgidum subsp. durum (durum wheat) is the source of this 912-nucleotide messenger RNA. Lineage: Eukaryota; Viridiplantae; Streptophyta; Magnoliopsida; Poales; Poaceae. The record is from the annotation of a GenBank genome assembly.